UUGUAAUUUUCCUUUUUUUUUUUAUGCGGUAGUCUGCAGAAAAUUUCAUAGGCUAAAGCCCAUUUUUGUGCAUCACAGGAACACAGAGUUGACCCACUUUCUCACUCUAAAAAUGUACACUCUCUCUCUCUAAAACCCCAUGGCGUCAGGCACCAUGAUCGUGAUAGGCCUGGUUUGGGGCGCCACCAAUGCCCUCAUGCGAAGGGGCGCUCUCAUUUGGGACCAAAAGCUACGCCUCAAGCCCAAACCCACCAAACCACUUUCUCUCUCUAGACUCCUCACAAGGUACUUAAAGGACUGGUUUUUCCUUCUAUUAACAUGGCAAUACUCUCUUCCCUUCUUAUUGAAUCUCACGGCCUCUGCUUCUUUCUUCUUUGUUUUAAGUGAAACCCCAAUUUCAGUUGCAGUUCCUGUAACAAAUGCUGUUACUUUUGCCUCUACUGCUCUUUUCGCCAUGGUUUUAGGUGAAGAGAUGCGUGUUUUGUAUGCUUUAAUGGGUACAGCUCUUAUUACUUUGGGGGUUUGGCUCUGUAUUUCAUCCAAUCAAUCCUAGUUGGGUUUUUAGUGAGAGACCGGGCGUUUGAAUUUGGUUUUGAGAGAUAGAGAGAGCUAUUUACUUGUUCUUCUUUUGUGUCAAUAAUUAUGGGUUCCUUCUUCCUUUUUUGUUGUGGAAUUUGAUGGAUUGAGAGAUUGUAAGUUUUGAAGUGGCUUGAAUAUUCUUUUCAUUUCAAUUUUCCAAUGGAUAGCAUGAAUCUGUGUUUAUUUUGCUUCUGAUUUUAUUUGAAAAUCUUAAUU
This is a messenger RNA of Amborella trichopoda, 795 nucleotides long. RefSeq lists its product as uncharacterized. NCBI's taxonomy places the organism in Eukaryota, Viridiplantae, Streptophyta, Magnoliopsida, Amborellales, Amborellaceae. The record is from RefSeq and is a predicted model, not a curated record.